Messenger RNA from Gigantopelta aegis, 3204 nucleotides. Its product is annotated as ankyrin-1-like. Bases 1 to 3204 code for a protein of 1067 amino acids. NCBI's taxonomy places the organism in Eukaryota, Metazoa, Mollusca, Gastropoda, Neomphalida, Peltospiridae. Gene Ontology annotation, molecular function: protein binding. The record is from RefSeq and is a predicted model, not a curated record. The transcript has 7 exons.
AUGACGCAGAAAGCAAGGACAUUCUCAAUUAAGCAAGAGACUGAAAAGGCUGAUUUUAAUGCUCAAACAGUGCAAGGCUGGACAGCUCUGAUGCUAGCUAUUGCAAAUGGUCAUCAUGAUGUCGUCAAAUUGUUAGUUAUAAAGGGUGCUGAUGUGAAUAUAUGUGCAUUUGAUGGAUCCACUGCUCUCUCAUUAGCAAAAGAUCUUGGCCACAGUCAAAUAAUUCAACUUCUUCAAAACAAGGAUAGGACAUGUCAAGCUCUUAAGUUUCUCAUUGCUCUAGGAGCUGAUAUUAACUAUUCCAAAAACGAAAAAAAUUCCACAGCACUGAUGGUAGCCAGUGAAAAUGAUCAUCAUGAAGUAGUAUGUCUUUUAAUUGAAAAACAGGCCAAUCCUAAUAUUCGAAAGCAAGAUGGUGCAACAGCCAUUAUGAUAGCAAGUUACAAUGGUAAUUAUCAAGUUGUGGAAUUGUUACUCAAUGCCCGAGCUGAUACGAGCAUGCGAACACAUGAUGGAACAACAGCCUUGAUGUAUGCUAGUCAAAAUGGACAUCACCAAGUGGUAGAACUGUUACUAAAGGAACAAGCAGAUGUUAACAUGCAAACAAAGUUAGGAACAACAGCUCUGUUUAUGGCCAGUCAAAAUGGUCAUUAUCAAAUAGUGGAACUGCUACUUACAAAACAAGCUGAUCCUAACAUUCAAGAGAAAGAUGGGUGCACAGCUCUAAUGGUAGCCAGUCAAAAUGGUCAUUAUGAAGUGGUAGAAUUACUACUGAAAGAAGUUGAUCCUAAUAUUCAAAUGCAAGAUGGACGAACUGCUCUAUUUAUGGCUAGUCAAAAUGGCUUUGAUCAAGUAGUGGAACUGCUUCUUAAAGAGCAAGGCAGUCUUACUCAUCGAAAGCACACAGAUCCAGAUAUUCAAGCCCAAAAAUGGAAUAACACAGCCCUUAUUAUAGCCCCAGAUGGCAUAACAGCUCUGAUGUCAGCUAGUUUCCUUGGCAAUUACCAAAUAGUUGAGCUUUUACUCAAAGAAAAUGCAGAUAUUAACAUUCAAAAUGAACAAGGACACACAGCUCUAAUGUUAGCAAGCAUGAGUGGUCAUCAUCAAGUAGUUGAACUGUUACUUAAAGAACAUGCUGACGUUAAUAUACAUGCAAAUGAUGGCUCCACUGCACUCUCACUGGCAAUGGAGCAAGGCCAGAAUAAAACAGACGAACAGCCUUGUAUAGCUAGUGAAAACGGUCAUUAUCAAGUGGUGGAACUGCUACUCAAGGAACAAGCUGAUCCUAAUAUCAAAGAUGAAGAAGAUUGGACCGCACUGAUGAUAGCCAGUCAAAAUGGUCAUUAUCAAGUGGUGGAAGUGCUACUCAACCAACAAGUUGAUCCUAAUAUCAAAGAAAAAGAAGAUUGGACUGCACUGAUGAUAGCCAGUCAAAAUGUGGUGGAAGUGCUACUCAACCAAAAAGCUGAUCCUAAUAUCAAAGAUGAAGAAGAUUGGACUGCACUGAUGAUAGCCAGUGAAAAUGGUCAUUAUCAAGUGGUGGAACUGCUACUCAACCAACAAGCUGAUCCUAAUAUCCAAUUGCCAGACAGACGAACAGCCUUGUACAUAGCUAGUGAAAAUGGUCAUUAUGAAAUGGUGGAACUGCUACUGAAUCAAAAAGCUGAUCCUAAUAUUCAAAACAAUAAUGGAGCAACAGCCCUUAUGAAAGCUACUCAAAAUGGUCAUUAUGAAAUGGUGGAACUGCUACUCAACCAAAAAGCUGGUUCUAAUAUUCAAAACAAUAAUGGAACAACAGCCCUUAUGAUAGCUACUCAAAAUGGUCAUUAUGAAAUGGUGGAACUGCUACUCAACCAAAAAGCUGGUUCUAAUAUUCAAAACAAUAAUGGAACAACAGCCCUUAUGAUAGCUAGUAAAAAUGGUCAUUAUGAAAUGGUGGAACUGCUACUCAACCAACAAGCUGAUCCUAAUAUCCAAUUGGUAGACAAACGAACAGCCUUGUACAUAGCUAGUGAAAACGGUCAUUAUCAAGUGGUGGAAGUGCUACUCAACCAACAAGCUGAUCCUAAUAUCAAAGAAAAAGAAGAUUGGACCGCACUGAUGAGAGCCAGUCAAAACGGUCAUUAUCAAGUGGUGGAAGUGCUACUCAACCAACAAGCUGAUCCUAAUAUCAAAGAAAAAGAUGAUUGGACUGCACUGAUGAUAGCCAGUCAAAAUGGUCAUUACCAAGUGGUGGAAGUGCUACUCAACCAACAAGCUGAUCCUAAUAUUCAAAACAAUAACGGAGCAACAGCCCUGUACAUAGCCAGUCAAAAUGGUCAUUAUCAAGUGGUGGAAGUGCUACUCAACCAACAAGCUGAUCCUAAUAUCAAAGAAAAAGAAGAUUGGACUGAACUGAUGAUAGCCAGUGAAAAUGGUCAUUAUCAAGUGGUGGAAGUGCUACUCAACCAACAAGCUGAUCCUAAUAUUCAAAACAAUAAUGGAGCAACAGCCCUGUACAUAUCCAGUCAAAAUGGUCAUUAUGAAAUUGUGGAAGUGCUACUCAACCAACAAGCUGAUCCUAAUAUUCAAAACAAUAACGGAGCAACAGCCCUGUACAUAGCCAGUCAAAACGGUGAUUAUCAAGUGGUGGAACUGCUACUCAACCAACAAGCUGAUCCUAAUAUCAAAGAAAAAGAAGAUUGGACUGCACUGAUGAUAGCCAGUGAAAAUGGUCAUUAUCAAGUGGUGGAAGUGCUACUCAACCAACAAGCUGAUCCUAAUAUUCAAAACAAUAAUGGAACAACAGCCCUUAUGAUAGCUACUCAAAAUGGUCAUUAUGAAAUGGUGGAACUGCUACUCAACCAAAAAGCUGGUUCUAAUAUUCAAAACAAUAAUGGAACAACAGCCCUUAUGAUAGCUAGUCAAAAUGGUCAUUAUGAAAUGGUGGAACUGCUACUCAACCAAAAAGCUGAUCCUAAUAUCCAAUUGGCAUGCAGACGAACAGCCUUGUACAUAGCUAGUGAAAACGGUCAUUAUCAAGUGGUGGAACUGCUACUCAAGGAACAAGCUGAUCCUAAUAUCAAAGAUGAAGAAGAUUGGACCGCACUGAUGAUAGCCAGUCAAAACGGUCAUUAUCAAGUGGUGGAACUGCUACUCAAGGAACAAGCCGAUCCUAAUAUCAAAGAUGAAGAAGAUUGGACUGCACUGAUGAUACCCUUAUGA